This is a messenger RNA of Galeopterus variegatus (Sunda flying lemur), 309 nucleotides long. Its product is annotated as transmembrane protein 18-like. Bases 53 to 259 code for a protein of 68 amino acids. Lineage: Eukaryota; Metazoa; Chordata; Mammalia; Dermoptera; Cynocephalidae. The record is from RefSeq and is a predicted model, not a curated record. The transcript is spliced from 2 exons. Gene Ontology annotation, cellular component: nuclear membrane.
UGAGAAUGCCGUGCCACAAGGGUGAAACCUGGCCCUGCGUGGGCUCAGGACGAUGAGCUGCUCACGGUUUCUCCCACAGCAGACAGACUGGACGGAGCCCUGGCUGGUGGGGCUGGCUGCCUUCCAUGUGCUGUGUCUGCUGCUCACAUGUUUCUCAUCCCAGAGGUAUAAGCUACAGAUUGGGCAUUUCCUGUGCCUGGUGACUUUAGUCUAUUGUGCUGAAUAUAUCAAUGAAUUGGCGGCCAUGAACUGGAGGUAAAGCCACUUCCUGUGCGUUUUUACUGUGUUUUAGGAGCUUCGUGCUACAGU